CGGGCACUGCUCGCAGCGACCAGGACCUGCUCCUCCGGCUGUCCGUCCCCUGGACUGUCUGGGUCUCUGCCGGUGUCCGCCUUCCCAGUCGGGCCGUCGAUUUCUUUCUGCCGCUUCUCCCGGUUUGUCCUCGGAGCGGUUCUGACAGACGACCACAGAGGGGCGCUGCAAGGGUUCUCACCGGGCCAAGAAGGUUCUGUGGAGAAUCUGGCUCUGCCGGUGUGAUGCGGGUCUCGCGGAUCUCGGCCCGUCUGUUCCUCAGCGACCUGGACUCGGCUCUGGACCCGAGCGUGCUCGCCCGCAGGGGCGUCACGCUCGUCAUCAACGCCAGCGGACUGCAGAACCUGUCCUACCCGGCGCUGGAGGGCCUGCAGCUCCUCCACGUCCCGGUCCAGGACCGGCCCCACGCCCCUCUCAAGGACCACUUUGACCAGGUGGCAGAGCGGAUCCAACAGAACCGGACAGGCAGCACGCUGGUGCACUGCACAGCUGGGCGGAGCCGCUCCCCGACUCUGGUCAUGGCCUAUCUGAUGAGAUGCGAAGGCCUCAGCCUCUGUCAGGCACACGAGCAGGUUCUGGAGCAGCGGCCGUUUAUCCGACCCAACUGCGGGUUCUGGAGGCAGUUGAUGGAGUACGAGCUGGUGCUGUUCGGCAGGAGCUCACUGAGAAUGGCUGACACGGCCUGUGGGGUUCUGCCAGAGGUUCUGCAGGACCCGGGGGACCCAGGCUCCUCUGCAGCGUACUCUAUCGUCAUGUGAGGUCCUGCUGGGUUCUCACCGACCCGACAGAACCGCUAACUGACAAGAACCGCAUCUUCAGAGUAAAAACUAUGACUGCAGUGUUUUGUGUAAAUGUGACAGACCCCCCCCCCCCAGCAGGGUCAACAGGGAGGUCACCUGACACCCCUCCACCUACAGGGAUUCAUUUCAAAAUUAAAGCUUUUGACAUCGUC
Messenger RNA from Oryzias latipes (Japanese medaka), 952 nucleotides. RefSeq names its product dual specificity protein phosphatase 14. NCBI's taxonomy places the organism in Eukaryota, Metazoa, Chordata, Actinopteri, Beloniformes, Adrianichthyidae. The record is from RefSeq and is a predicted model, not a curated record. Gene Ontology annotation, biological process: protein dephosphorylation. Gene Ontology annotation, cellular component: cytoplasm.